Messenger RNA from Oncorhynchus kisutch (coho salmon), 981 nucleotides. Its product is annotated as zinc finger protein 235-like. The record is from RefSeq and is a predicted model, not a curated record. Lineage: Eukaryota; Metazoa; Chordata; Actinopteri; Salmoniformes; Salmonidae. Gene Ontology annotation, biological process: regulation of gene expression. The transcript is spliced from 2 exons. Gene Ontology annotation, cellular component: nucleus. The coding region runs from base 1 to 981 and encodes 326 amino acids.
AUGGCGUCAUCAGGCAGUCAAACUAUGAAUAUCAAGAUCGAAGACGAGGAACAGGAGCUGGCAAUUAAUGUCAAAGAGGAGGAGGAGGAAAUUGUUGUUUUUGUCAAUGCUGAUAGAGAGAAACCUUACCGGUGUACCUCCUGUAAAAAUACCUUUGUUCACCGUAGCUCUCUAGCAAGACACAAACAAUCCCACACUAGUGUCGCACAAUACAGCUGCUCAGAAUGUGGGAAGGAAUUCAGCCAAUCGUGGACUUUCAAGAUUCACAUGCAACAGCACACCGGAGAGAAACCGAACCACUGCUCUCCGUGUAAUAAGAGUUUCUCAGCUUCACCACUCCUCAAAAGACACCAGCGAGUUCACACUAAGGUGAAACCUUACCCCUGCUCUCUCUGCAGAAAUAAAUUAUCCUCAUCGGCAAAUCAGUCCUGUCUCCAUGCUGGAGAAGGACCUUUGGCUAGCCUGAGCCAAGCUCCUGGACAGGGAUCACAGCAGCAGGUGUCUGCAGCGGUAGAGGAGUCUGUUGUACUGGAUGUCAAAGUGAAAGAGGAAGAGGAGGAUCCUGCUUUUGAAGAGAGACCUGACCGCUGCUCUGAGAGUGAAGGGAGUCCCUCUACAACAGGACUACCUGAACAACACCAGGGGAAUCACACAGCUAAGAAGAUUCACUGCUGUUCAGUGUGUGGAAAAAACUGUCAGAAGUUAUCAAAACUACAAAUACACAUGAGAACUCACACAGGCGAAAAACCUUACUCCUGCUCUGUCUGCGGGAAGCAAUUCAGUGACAAAGGAAACCUGAAAAAACACCAGACGUUGCACACAGGAGAGAAGCUGUACAGUUGCUCCGUGUGUGGGGGAGAGUUUCUCUUCAUCGUCAAAUCUUACCAAACACCAGAGAACACACACAGGAGAGAGUCAUGGUUUUACACCAGCACUGGUUAUCAUAGUGAAAGAGGAGGAAGAGGAUCCUGCUUUUGGUAA